This is a messenger RNA of Papilio machaon (common yellow swallowtail), 4169 nucleotides long. RefSeq lists its product as uncharacterized. Gene Ontology annotation, cellular component: nucleus. Gene Ontology annotation, molecular function: transcription cis-regulatory region binding. The record is from RefSeq and is a predicted model, not a curated record. Gene Ontology annotation, biological process: regulation of transcription by RNA polymerase II. Lineage: Eukaryota; Metazoa; Arthropoda; Insecta; Lepidoptera; Papilionidae. Bases 75 to 4169 code for a protein of 1364 amino acids. The transcript has 36 exons.
UUAAAAGGUGCGCUAGUUAUUUAUCCGGUUAUGUACGGGACAGAGAGCAAGCUUUGAAGUUACUGGUGGAGACAAUGAAAAAGACUCCUACAAAAGAUCUUGCGAAAAGAGGCGACUAUGCGAUGGCGUACGGAACUGCAGCCGAAGAGACGGAAAAAGCUCCAAACUUAGUGCCAUAUUUGCCUGUGAAAGAUAUAGCAACAGAAAUUAAGGAAAAACUAGCGUCUGACGUUAAACCUGUCACUCCAGCACAAUUGCAUGUGCCAAUGAAAGUUCUUGUACAAGAUGUAGCCGAUGUUUUGUCGCAACCGAUUGCUAUGAAAAGUGGCGUUGCGGGUGAAAAAUAUCCUAUGGACUAUUUAAUAGCAGUAGAAAAGUCAAUGGGAACAAAACCACUAUACGAGUACAAAGGCUACAGUGAGACGUACGCGGGUGCAGCAAAGUCAUUGCAAGUUACUCCAGUGCCAGACGAUACAAUUGAAAAUAAACAAUUGGAGAAGGAAAUUUUCAAUGAAUUGCAAUCAUCGUUGCCGCCAAAAUCAACACCUUUAAUUAAUAAAGAACUGGACGCACCGGUUACUGAGGCAGCAAGUAAACUAGCAAAAAUUGGGACCGUGAAAGGCAUUGCUUUCGAACACUUGACAACUGUAAUGAAAGAAAAAGGAGAAGAACAACUUGUCAAAAAGAAGGAGUAUGAGGAAUCUUAUGUAGCUGGUGGUCAUAGGUUAACAGACGCCCCAAAUCUUGCAACUAAGAAAGUAGAUGAAGUGGCUUACGAAAAAGUUAAAGAAAAACUCGCCAAACUUAUUGAAGAUAAACCACCCCCUGAAAAAGCCAAACAGCAGAUGGAAGCAAUAAUUGAUGAAUCUUCAAAGUACUUGACCGCACCACUGGAAGAUGAACACGACAAAAGACGAUUCUUAGCCGAUUUAAUGAGUAGAAAACAAGACGAAAUAUUAGCGCAGGAAAAAGCUUACAAAAUUACAUUCAAAGAAGGCGGACAAGAACUUUUAGAGGCACCAGCAAUACCAGCAAAGCCGGUAGAUCCACAGCUUAAAAAUGAUUUGCAACAAAAAAUAGGCGGUGUUGUAACGCAAAAGGGUUUGCAAAAUAUAUUAAAAGAUACUGUAUCCGAUGCUGCAAGUAACUUAACAAAUAUUGUAAAAGGAAGAGGAGAAAUCAUAAGAAUAAUACACGAUGACAUGAAAGCUGAAGGGAAAAAACCGUUCUUGUCCGUCGGAAAAUUUAACAAGACACACGAAGAAGCUGCAGAAAUGAUAGACAAAGCGCCAAAUUUCAGCACCGAAAAUUUCGCACUGAAAAUUCAUAAAAUUGUUACCGAUCGUAUUAACGAACUUCCUAUGAAGGGCGUUAGCGAAGAAGCCAAGCCAUAUGUUCCAGAUGCAGUGGAUACUGUAUCAAAAUACAUUGCUGGUGUCGCUACAAAGGAAUGCGGUCUGGACCCUAAGAGCCUUGAGGAUUGGGGAGGAAGUGAAGCAGAUAAACGUCGGAGAAGUAGCAGUCUACAAUCGAAGCUGUCAUCGCAACCACCUCUAUCAUCGCAACCAGGGUUACCAUCGCCACUCAAAAUAGAAUCGCAAGGACAGCUGCAAGCGCAACAGCAACAGCAACAGCAGCAACAACAACAACAACAACAACAACAACAACAAUCCCAAGGAUCAUCUGAGUCGCAACAGCCCUUACAAAUACGAAGUUUCCAGAAAAACGAAGAACUAAAAAAAACUCAAAAAGAAACAAAAGCUACAGAUGUAGACAUGGACCACGAACAAGCUGAACAAUUACUUCAGCAGAAGCUCAAAGGGCGAGGUGGUGAAGUUUUUUACAAGCAACCUCAUAACGAAUUAUCCCACGCGAUGGCAGCCGACUGGAUAUCAGAGCCCUCACUGACAACGGACAAGUCGGUGAAGGAAUCGUCGGACACGGGCCGGCUGCAGAAGAAAUUUGAGAGGAAACUGAGCGCACUCGUGGCUACCGAUACGCCGCCGCAACUCAAAGAUUCCAUGCAAGAUGUUAUUAUUGAGUCUUCAAGGAAUCUCUCCGAAAAAUUUAUGUCUAAAAGUUACAAGGUGCUCGCGCGAGAGGCUGUCAUUUCAGAGAUGCAGAAUCGUGGUAAUGAAAUUCUAGCAGAAGUGAAUGAAGACACUGAAUCUUAUUUCUACUCGGCUCAGAGGUUGAAGAAAAAUAAGAACAUUGAAGCGUACGCUCCUCGUGAAGUAAUUCAGGAGCAGUUAUCACAGAAAUUAGGGGAAAUGAUAAAAGGCCGAGGCAUGCCACGUAAAGUUGCCCCGUAUAUAAAAGAAUAUGUUCAGACGACAGCCGGAUAUUUGUCGGAACAUGUAACUAUACCAGAUAAGGAAAUCGAAGCGUACAUCGCGCUUUUGACUGAAGCAGAAGUGGCUGGUGACACUCCUCUCGUCGAAGGCAAAAUACAUAAAACGCAUGCUGAAGCUGUAGCAUAUUGGCGUAAACUGACGACGUUCGACGAUGAAAUAAACAGACCGGAUGCAACUCUGCAAUCCUCAAUAGAAGACAAGCUGAAGAAGGUCAUGGAAGAUGUCACACCGUCUGGUUACGAAAAAACAGAUCUCAACAAUGUUAUCAAGUGUAAUGCUAGACUUCUUACAUCCUACGUCAAGCUUCAAGAGGAAAAGUCGGAAACUUUAAAGAUAUUAGUAGAACAAAUGGAUAAAGAAAAAGACGCUGUUCUUUUGCGUCACGGCACACUGCGUAAGACACAUCUCGACGGCGCAAACCUAUUACGGACAAAGACAGCUGAUCAACUAAGCGUAACAAAUGUAGAUCCUGUCGUGUCGAGAAAAAUACAAAUAAAACUAAAAAUAUUAGCUAACAAAAGUUUUGCAACAAAUAAGUACAAAGAUCUCAUAGAUGAUGUAGUUGAUGACGUCACGAAUUAUCUCGCCGUAUACUUCUUGCAACCAGAGGUAAUUCAAGUUUGCAAAUGUAUGAAGAAUGUCAUCGUCCAAUGCGAGUUAUGGUGCGAAGGAAGCUUGCGAAGGAUAGGUCGAGUUUGUUCCAGAAGAUCCCGUCACGUUUCAAUCCAGGACACGUUAGACGUGUGCCCCGGGCGCGCCAUGCAGCUGGACCCUUGCGGCCCGCGCAUCUGCGGCUCGGGGGUCGAGAUAUCCAUCAGGCAGUGUCCACUGAAACACACCAAGUCCACACAAACAUGUCCCGCCUCUAAACCUUCACCCGGCUGCGGGUCAAACAUUACAGCGGGCUAUGUCUUAUACCCUUCGCCCGGAGGACCCUUCGACAAUAUCCCGACGAAACUCUCCGCAUCAGAAUGCUCGGAAGAAACGACAAUGCUAACCCCAGAAAGCGAUGCCUUUUCUACUUCGCCUUAUAACUCAUCGAGCAAAGAUGUACCAUACUCCGAAAGCCAGCAACCCAUCCAACCGCCGUUGACGUUUGAAAAGAAAACCCUACCCAACUUUAGAUCUCUGCAUAUGUUCGGGUCGACACCAACGGUGAUAGUUGCUCGAGAAACGAAUUCAAGUGUGACGGGAAGACCUAAGGUUCAGCCACAAAGUUCAUGGACUACUCAGACUAGAAAUAUUUAUAGCUCACGGACUCCGAUUGUAACGACGGAUCAAAUGACCGACUGGCACUCUAUGAUGGUCAGCAUUAUGUGGAACAUACAAGCCUGGAAGACUUGGAUACAUAACAGUAUUAAGAAAGUUUUAACUUUCCAAGAAAACAGUGAUUUAGAAUUGGAUAAAACUUGGAUCAAUUUUCAAAGAACUACUACAACUGAGAUUUUGCAAUGGACUCAAUAUAAGUCAUUCAGUCGACAACUAAUUAUACGUAUUGCCUCAAAAUACAAAAACAAAAAGAUUGUAUCACCGACCAGAACUACGGUGAAAACUAGAAAUUUUAUUGACACGCACAAUGAAAUGUUGGAUCUUAUUGAAAUGUUUAACAGAUGGACACAUUGGUUGACUGAUGCUAUAAAAGAGACUGACUUACUCCUACAAUAUAAAGAUUCAUCGUCCGAACGAUGGCGAAUACUGAAAGAGAGAGUUAAAGAAAACUUGAAAGAGUGGACACAAUGCAACGAACGUCUGUGUAGCCCUUGGGAAUCGAGAUUCAAAAGACAGUUGUCAGGUUAUUAUUUUCGAUUCGAUUAA